UUCACCGUGUUGUGUGGCUGUGAAUCGGAAUAUUAUCAGCGGUCUACCUGACAAACUCCGAGGAUAGAACGUAGCCUGAAGGUACGGGCACACCUGAACAAGCGAACUCACCUGCAGAGACGCUACCGUUGCUGUUUUUGUGGAGUAUGGGCUUGGAGAAAAACAACGGAUAAAAAGAGAAAGAAAACGGGAUAGGUAGAAGACCGAAACUACAGAGCUACCAAAGUUUGUUGUUAGGUGGAGAAGGAGGGAGGGGAACAAUCCUUACCUUUUUGUUAUUUGUUUUCCAACGGGAAGUUUUUUUAAGCACUUUUUUUUUUCUUCAUCAGUUUACCAGGAGUAUAUUGAUUAGACGAAGACGACAGGUUAACCGUAAAAACCGACCAUGCCGCGAGCCUUCCUUGUAAAGAAGGCGAGAUACUCUCCCGGUAAGCGGAACUGGAGCGAGCUGCCAGACCACGAGCGCGGGUACGUCUAUAUCCCAGUGUCUGCAUUCCCCUUAUUGGAGGAGACUGAAGCCAGCCCAGCAGAGACCGCUCUCUGUCUCUCCACGACGACACGCUACGAAUACACCAAACGCACAGAAUCACUCCUGCGUGACGUGCACAGCGUGAUGACCCCUAGAGCGGAGCUGCCCUCGUGCACGGUGCUGGGUAGACCCCAAAGCCCGGGUCAGGGGUUAGAGGUCAAGAGGAGGGCACAGAGCAGUCCCUACGUCCGCUCCAAAAUCAAGGUGACCACAGGUGAGCUACCCAGUGAGAUUCCAACACCUCCCCGGCCUUCCGUCCCCGAAAUCACCACCACACCUGUUGCCUUGACGACGUCCGCUACUGUCCCGGUCUCCACAGUAACGAGGUCAGGGACAGGUGCUCAGGCGACGUUCGUGUGCCAGAUGUGCCAGAAGGUGUUCCAGCACCAGAGGAUGUUGAACCGGCACCUGAAGUGUCACAGUGAUACUAAGAGACACCUGUGUAACCACUGUGGUAAAGGAUUCAACGACACCUUCGACCUGAAGAGACACGUCAGAACACACACAGGAGUGCGUCCCUACAAGUGUUCUCUCUGUGACAAGGCCUUCACCCAGCGCUGCUCUCUGGAGUCUCACAUGAAGAAGAUUCACGGUGUGACUCUGCAGUACGCCUAUAAGGAGAGACGCAACAAACUCUACGUCUGUGAGGAGUGUGGCCACACCGCCCCUUCCCAGGAUGCACUGCUCGAACACUACCACGCCCUCCACCCCAACUCCGCCUUCCUGAGGGCGAAGGGGGGGAGAGGGACAGGGGGUGAGGAGUCAAUGCCUGGGUCGCCACUUUCGAACAGUCAGUAUAGUGAUGAUACUACAGGAUCAGGGGGGCAGUAGAGGGAGGGAUGAGGAGGUGCGGCGGUUUGGAACAGGAUAACGGUCGUGUCUUUGACAAAAAAACAGCAACGGGGUCGUAUUCAUUAGGGCAUGCAAAGUAAUGUAUGUAUGACAAUUUAACCGUUUCCUAUUGGACAGAUGCAAGGUUGUCUCUCCCUGUUUCAGUCCAUUUACUUCCGUUUGGUGCCUAAUGAACACGACCCAGGUAAAUGUAAAACGUUAAGGGAAAUCUAACGUAGUGGCAACAUGUGAGAUUAGGAUUGAGAUUAUGUCUAGUUUGUUAUGGUUCUUAUCGUAACACUCCUCUAUGUACAAAGAAAAAAUAUAUAAAUAUAUAUAUAAAUUAUGCAGU
Messenger RNA from Salvelinus fontinalis (brook trout), 1712 nucleotides. It is a transcript of the gene ovol1a, whose product is annotated as ovo-like zinc finger 1a. Gene Ontology annotation, molecular function: DNA-binding transcription factor activity, RNA polymerase II-specific; RNA polymerase II cis-regulatory region sequence-specific DNA binding. Lineage: Eukaryota; Metazoa; Chordata; Actinopteri; Salmoniformes; Salmonidae. The record is from RefSeq and is a predicted model, not a curated record. Bases 386 to 1360 code for a protein of 324 amino acids. Gene Ontology annotation, cellular component: nucleus. Gene Ontology annotation, biological process: regulation of transcription by RNA polymerase II; epidermal cell differentiation. The transcript is spliced from 5 exons.